Messenger RNA from Coregonus clupeaformis (lake whitefish), 2062 nucleotides. RefSeq names its product E3 ubiquitin-protein ligase NRDP1-like. NCBI's taxonomy places the organism in Eukaryota, Metazoa, Chordata, Actinopteri, Salmoniformes, Salmonidae. The transcript is spliced from 8 exons. Gene Ontology annotation, cellular component: plasma membrane signaling receptor complex. Gene Ontology annotation, biological process: protein K63-linked ubiquitination; positive regulation of JNK cascade; regulation of canonical NF-kappaB signal transduction. Gene Ontology annotation, molecular function: ubiquitin protein ligase activity. Bases 416 to 1372 code for a protein of 318 amino acids. The record is from RefSeq and is a predicted model, not a curated record.
GUGGCUAGGGCUGGACGUGGAAUCAGGAAUGAAGAAAAAAUGGAUAUCGUGCUGGCAUGCUAACCCAAACGUAAUUUAAAAGACAAUGUAACCAUUGAUUGUCAUAUCAACAGAUGCAUUUUCCCGAGGACAUCAUUACCCUGGCCCCAGGUUGCUUCUCUCUCCUUCCCAAAACUCUGCCCCUGCGGUCUGUGGUCCAUAUUUUCAAUGAAGAGGAGGGCUGAGGAUUCUGGCCCAAGGAAGGAAAGACACCGGCCUACGAAAAGGGGAGACAAAUACAAUAUGAUGACCAUCUAACCUGAAGGAGGAAAUUAUUGUCCAAAAACAAACAAGUGAUACUGACCUAAUGAUAAAGACAGUGAAUAUGCAGCUCCACUGGUGCCAAUGAGGUUGUAGUUGGUUCCGGUGAUGUGCCAUGGGCUACGACGUCACCCGGUUCCAGGGGGAAGUGGAUGAGGACUUGCUGUGCCCCAUCUGCAGUGGAGUCCUAGAGGAGCCUGUGCAGGCCCCUCACUGUGAGCACGCCUUCUGCAAUGCCUGCAUCACCCAGUGGUUCUCUCAGCAGCAGAUAUGCCCCGUGGACCGCAGCGUGGUGACACUGGCCCACCUGCGCCCCGUGCCCCGCAUCAUGCGCAACAUGCUCUCCAAGCUGCAAAUCACCUGCGACAACGCCGGCUUUGGCUGCGCUGCUGUGCUACGUCUGGACCAGCUGCAGUCGCACCUCAGGGACUGCCAGCACAACCCCAAGAGGCCCGUCCAGUGCGAGCAGGGCUGUGGUCUGGAGAUGCCUAAAGACGAGGUGUCCAGCCAUAACUGCAUCAAACACCUGCGCAGCGUGGUGCAGCAACAGCAGGGCAAGAUCGCAGACCUGGAGAAGGCCUCUGCUGAACACAAGCACCAGCUAGCGGAGCAGAAACGGGACAUCCAGCUAUUGAAGGCGUACAUGAGGGCCAUCCGCGGUGCCAACCCCAACCUGCAGAACCUGGAGGACACCAUUGAGUACAAUGAGAUCCUGGAGUGGGUGAACUCCCUCCAGCCGGCGCGCGUCACCCGCUGGGGCGGCAUGAUCUCAACGCCGGACGCCGUCCUCCAGGCGGUCAUCAAGCGCUCGCUCAUCGACAGCGGCUGCCCGCCUUCCAUCAUCAACGACCUUAUCGAGAACGCCCACGAGAGGAACUGGCCCGCCGGCCUGGCCACACUGGAAACGCGGCAGAUGAACCGGCGCUACUAUGAGAAUUACGUGGCCAAGCGUAUCCCGGGGAAACAGGCGGUGGUGGUGAUGGCCUGUGAGAACCAGCAUAUGGGGGAGGACAUGAUCCUGGAGCCAGGCCUGGUCAUGAUCUUUGCCCAUGGGGUGGAGGAGAUACUAUGACCCGGCUGGGGGUGGCGGAGAGCAGAGAAGGAGAGACUUCUGACUAACCUGAACUGAACAAAGGAGAGGAGGGAGCAGCUGAUGCUAUGACACUUAUGGCUGCGUACAAAAUGGCACCCUAUUCCCUAUAGGCCCUGGUCAAAAGUAGUGCACUAUAUAGGGUAUCGGGUGACAUUUGGAACGUAGCGUAUGACACCGUAAGAGCAGGGGAAGAUCCUAUGACAGAGACGGGAUUAAAGAGAUGUGACACCAAUAGAAGGCUUUAGAGGGGAAACCAUGACAAAUCGGGGGGUAGGGUAGUAUCGAGUGGGGGUGAUGGAGGGACAGGUAAAAGUAGUUGGGGUCUCCAACUAAGAGGGUAGAGGAAAUAGAAGUGAAGGGUAAACAUCCUGAAGGAGACGCUCUAAAUCAGGAUUACCCCGCUCUCUCUGCCUUAAACACAUGUUUUAUUUAGAGAAAAGAAAACUAACAUGGACUGAUCAGUCAUAGGAAGAAAGAAGCAAGAUUGUAGCCUAAUCUGCCUUCUCCCCGCCCCCUCUGCUGCUGACAAAAUAUCCGAUUGGCUGACUAUAAUGCGAUGACUCAUCCGCACCACCAUGGCUUCCAGUUGUGUAUGACUCAUAGAGAAUGAUAGAGGCCUCUAGUGGCCAAAAGGCAGUAUUAGCAUGGGCAGCGCCAUUGAGGCCUUCC